Molecule: messenger RNA, 1361 nt
Organism: Zeugodacus cucurbitae (melon fly)
Lineage: Eukaryota; Metazoa; Arthropoda; Insecta; Diptera; Tephritidae
Product: segmentation protein even-skipped
Exons: 2
Coding region: 32-1177 (381 amino acids)
Biological process (GO): regulation of transcription by RNA polymerase II
Cellular component (GO): nucleus
Molecular function (GO): DNA-binding transcription factor activity, RNA polymerase II-specific; RNA polymerase II cis-regulatory region sequence-specific DNA binding
Source: RefSeq, a predicted model, not a curated record
GAUAUACACAAAAAUAAUUAACACACACAAAAUGCAUACAUACAGAGCAUACGCCGCACAUGUUCACGAUAAUGUUAACGCAGAUCAGAAGCCUAUGGUUGCCGAUUUAAUAGCCACACAGUACGCGAAAUCACAGACACCGCCUCCAUCACCAAAUGAAAGCCACUCCAGCCCAGACACAUCACUGAAUAGCAGCCGCUUGAGCGGUAAUGAAAUUCCCACUGAUCCAUCGGUGCGCCGAUAUCGCACCGCAUUCACAAGAGAUCAAUUGACACGUCUCGAGAAGGAAUUCUUCAAAGAGAACUAUGUCUCACGUCCACGUCGUUGCGAGCUGGCUGCGCAACUUAACCUGCCCGAAUCCACAAUUAAAGUUUGGUUCCAAAACCGACGCAUGAAGGAUAAGCGCCAACGCAUUGCGGUUGCAUGGCCCUAUGCCGCCGUUUACUCCGAUCCCGCUUUUGCCGCCUCCCUACUACAAGCAGCCGCCAACAGCGUGGGCAUGCCUUAUCCACCAUAUCCUGCACCCGCCGCCAAUCCCAUGCUAGCCGCCACCGCCAUGCCAAUGCCCCAUCAAUAUGCACCAUACCGUUACAAUCCAUACGCUCCAAUGCCCGCCGCACGCCCGGUGCCACCACCAAUGCAACAGCAUCAUGCCUUGGCUGCCGCCGCCGCUACCGGUUAUCCCAGCGUAUUGAGCGCUAUUGCACCGCCACACCACGCUUAUGGCAGCUUCAACGGUUUGCCACCAAAGCAACAAACACCACCACUUGAUUUGCAAUCAUCGGCAUCACCACACUCAUCCACACUGUCGUUGAGCCCCACCGGUUCGGAUCACACCAAAGUUUUUGAACGCGGCAUGCCAACAGCCACCGCGACCAGCAGCCGUAGCAGCAGCAGCGCUGAAUUCAUUAGUGUGACACAUGAGAGCAACAACAACAAUUUGAAUGCCGCAGCAUCUGCCAACAGCAGCACUUUAUAUAGCAGCGAAAGCAAUAGCACAGCACUGCCAGCCACCAUCAAUGAAAUCAAUCAUCAACUAACCGCCACACAGUCGGUUGGUCUAUUGAUGACCAGCAACAGCGAUGGCACCGUUAAACGUGCCGCAUGCUCACCAGCACACACCGCUGUCUCAGAGCCCAAACCCAAACUCUUCAAGCCCUACAAAACCGAGACUUAAGCGUGCUUAAGUCACAUGCUUUGCGUGGGGGGAAGUGGGCGUCAACUCGGCCCAAUUUAAAGAGGGUGAAAACAGAGAAUGUAAAUAGUUGUUUGGUAGUUGGCAGCCGUCGGGGCUAAAAAACCUGAAGCGUUUAGUAUAAUUAAAUAAAUGAAGUGCUGUGAUAAAUAAUCAACAUGUGUGU